Molecule: messenger RNA, 1728 nt
Organism: Trichoplax adhaerens
Lineage: Eukaryota; Metazoa; Placozoa; Uniplacotomia; Trichoplacea; Trichoplacidae
Exons: 5
Coding region: 1-1728 (575 amino acids)
Biological process (GO): receptor guanylyl cyclase signaling pathway; cGMP biosynthetic process; intracellular signal transduction
Molecular function (GO): guanylate cyclase activity; peptide receptor activity
Source: RefSeq, a predicted model, not a curated record
AUGGUUUACGAAAUAGAAGAGGAUAGUCGAUCCGCUAUUUCACAGGAAAUUACCAGAAGCAGUAAAAAGUUUUUUCGGGAUGACUUCUUAACACGACGUGGAAGACGUGAAUAUUUAAUGAAAAUGUUACUUCUAGUAACUGUUCCAAUUAUGGGAGUUAUUGCUGAAUCGAUGAUCCGCUUAGUUAAUUCCAUAAGUGAGGAAACAGCAAGUUAUAAAACAAAGGAGCAAAUGAAUUUAACUGAGAGUUCAGCUCAACUCAUUCAUAGCCUGCAAAAUGAAAGAGGACAAAGAAUAUUAGGAAUUGGAAAUAUUACAACUCUGGAAAGUAUUUUAAAAGCUUACAAUAGCACAGAUUCUUGGAUAGAUAAAUUACAGAUAUGGCCACUGCCCAAUACAAUUAUCGUACCAAAUUUUUUACUUACUAGAUCACAACUUCUCACUCACAUACAAAAUCAUCGAAAAACCAGCAAUAAAAUAAUCACAACUUCAUCUGCUAUACGAAAAUUCAUUUUGGACGAAAUUUAUUUUUACGAAAGCAUUAUCAAACCGUUGAUCGAGUAUCUAUUAAAAUUAGCUCCAGCAUCGAGAAAUUCUAAUGUUUGGAAAUUAUAUGUUGGAUUUAAAAUGUUAGCUUCAAGUAAAGAAGAAGCAUCAAUAGUUCGAGAAUUAGGAGUACUACAUUAUUACUUAGGUUAUUUCACGGAAACGGACUUGAAACAAUAUAUUAAAGCCGAUUCACUAAAUUCGGCUUUCUUAAAAACGUCUAAGAUUUUUGCUUCUCAAAUUAAUGAUUAUCUUAAUUCUGCGUUAGAAUCUUAUCCCUCUUUAUUAAUAACACUGAACAAGAUGAAAGCAGAAAUUGUAAGUAACAAAACAAUCCAUAAUCGAAAUCCGCUUAUGUGGUGGUUUCAAUUGAACACUGCUUAUAUUAAUAUUGAAAAUACAGUGCAUAAAAGACUCUCAACAUCAAUACAAGGCUAUCUUGAAAAAGACAUUCGCCUGGAGAAUACUGAUGUUAUUAUCGCUAUUUGUCUCCUCUUUCUAAUUUUUUGUAUUUGUCCGCUGUUAUUUAAACUUAUGAUAAAUUUGGUCCGAUCAAUUGAAAGAUUUGCCGAGGAUGUGGUCCAGAAAACUGAUCUGCUGAAAUUUGAACGUGAACGAGCUAACUCACUUCUAUACAGGAUGCUACCGAGAACAGUGGCAAAAGAACUUAAGCAAACUGACUCUGCUACUGCAGAGUAUUUUGAUCAAGUUACCAUUUUUUUUAGUGACAUUGUUGGUUUUACUCAACUAUCCUCGCGCAGUACACCCUUACAAGUUAUUGAAUUACUAAACGCUCUCUAUCUAAAUUUUGAUAACACUACGGAGCUUUAUAAUGUUUAUAAAGUUGAAACUAUUGGAGAUGCUUACAUGGUUGCAUCAGGACCGUGCAUGGCCGGUGUAGUAGGAACAAAGAUGCCAAGGUACUGUCUCUUUGGAGAUGCAGUUAAUACAGCAGCUAGACUAGAAACCACUGGAGCUCCUAAUCAAAUUCACAUUAGUAAGGAAUCGUAUGAAUUACUAACGAUCUUUGGUGGUUUUGAAGUCGAGUAUCGUGGAACUGUGGAACUCAAGGGUAAGGGAACCAUGGAAACUUAUUGGCUUAUUGGGCGUCUUAGUCCUGAUCAGAUAGACUCUCUGCCAAAUACUGUACAAUGGAAAGAUACAGAUAUAGCAAAUAUAUAA